This is a messenger RNA of Lactuca saligna, 318 nucleotides long. The record is from the annotation of a GenBank genome assembly. NCBI's taxonomy places the organism in Eukaryota, Viridiplantae, Streptophyta, Magnoliopsida, Asterales, Asteraceae.
AUGUUCUUCUUGCCGGAGCAUUUCCAUGGUGGCAACACAUCGUCAUUUGACGAGGUUGAAUGUGCAGUGUGCUUAAGAAGAAUUGACGAUGAUGAUGAGGUUAGUGAGUUGAGGUGCGAUCAUGUCUGCCAUAGAAGUUGCUUGGAUAUAUGGCUCGAUUGUAGACACACGACAUGUCCUUCAUGCCAUGAUAACUUGUUGGUUCCCCAGAAGCUCCAUACUAGCCAUAGCCAGGGUUUUGGAAGUCAAGAAGUGUUGUUCUUUGAUUUCUGCCGUAGGGAUUCAAAUACAGAUUAUGGUACAUGGUGGCUAAGGUGA